GGGGCGGGAAAGAGAGGAAGCCGAGCGCUGGACUUUUGACAGGGAAGCGGAGAGAGCGAGAGAUUCGCGGCGGGAAUUUCAGAGCGGGAGGAAAGAAGCGAGCGAGCGAGCAGAGGAGGGAAGCAGGGAGGUAUAUUACAGAAGUAAAAACAAAAUUUAGAAUAUGCCUAAAAAAGCAGCUGGGAAAAGAGGCCCUGCAAAACGGAAACUUGCAGAAGAAUUUCCUCCAGGAGAAGUUUUUACUGACCUAACAAAGAAAGAUUGGAAGCUUGGUCCAGUUAUAGGCAAAGGUGGUUUUGGCUGCCUCUAUCUUGCUGAUGUUAAUUCUUCAAAAUCAGUCACCAGUGAUGCACCCUAUGUUAUAAAAGUGGAACCCAGUGACAAUGGACCACUCUUUACAGAACUGAGUUUCUACACGCGAACUGCUAAACCUGACCUAAUUAAGAAAUGGAUUUCUUCUCACAAACUGAAAUACUUAGGUGUACCCAAGUACUGGGGUUCUGGCUUGCAUCAAAAGAACGGCAAAAGCUACAGAUUUAUGGUAAUGGACAGAUUUGGGAAAGAUCUCCAGAAGAUUUUUGAAGAGAGAGGAAAGCACUUUACCCGCAAAACAGUAUUACUGUUGGGCUUGAGAAUACUUGAUGUUUUAGAAUACAUUCAUGAACAUGAAUAUGUGCAUGGAGACAUCAAGGCCUCAAAUCUUCUCCUGGGCUACAAGGCUCCACAUCAGGUGUACUUGGUGGAUUAUGGCCUCGCCUAUCGAUACUGUCCGGAGGGUAACCACAAAGAUUAUAAAGAGAAUCCCAAGAGGUGUCAUGAUGGAACUCUUGAAUUUACUAGUAUUGAUGCUCACAAGGGGGUGGCUCCAUCAAGGCGCGGUGACUUGGAAAUUCUGGGUUAUUGUAUGAUUUGUUGGCUUUGUGGUAAACUCCCUUGGGAAGACAACCUGAAAGACCCCAAUUAUGUCAAAGACUCAAAAAUUAGGUAUACAGAUAAUAUUGCAGACUUGAUGAGUGAGUGUUUCUCUAAAAAAGAUAAACCAGAUGAAAUAGCCAAAUACAUGGAAACGGUGAUGUCUCUGACUUAUGCUGAGAAGCCACCAUACGAGCAGUUACGAGAAAUACUUCUUCGGGGUCUCAAGGACAUUGGUCAGAAGGAUGAUGGUAUACUGGACUUGGAUGUUUCAGAGAAUGGAGACAUUCCAGCAAAGCCUGCACUUAAGACAAAAAGAAAAGCAGUUGCUGCAUCAGGGCCAGCCUCUACUGAUGAAGACAACGACGAAACAGCUGUAGAAGAUUCGAAAAACAUCAAAAGAAGAAGACGUGCUACCUCUAGAAGUGCUCGCUCCCCAGGACCAAUUCAUCACAGCAGGUUACAGCCAGAGGCUAGCAGCAGCCGCCGCAGCCGCCGCCGUAUUCAACAAGGCAGGAGCCACGAAACCCAAGGCACUGAAGACCCCUCCCAAAGCCAAGAAAACCUUGACCCCCAGGAAGAGGACCCAGAAAUAGGAAAGUCUAAAUGAUGAGUGCUUGCUGCUUUUUACUAGUUACUGUUCUUUUUCCAGUAAUCAUGGGCUUUCCCCUUUUUCUGUAUGUGUUUAGCCUAUAGGCAGUCACAAUGCGGCACUGCAUUAUGUAGCUGAAACUGGAAAAGGGGUAUUUUAAGUUUUUUAUGUACAGUUUAAUACUAGUACAGAAGUUUUCAAAAAUCUUGAAUGGCUGUUUUUGCACCUGCUCGUUUAACUGUUUAGUUUACGUCAAACUUGAAUAAAAAUAAAGUCCCAA
This is a messenger RNA of Lacerta agilis (Sand lizard), 1784 nucleotides long. RefSeq names its product VRK serine/threonine kinase 1 (gene VRK1). Gene Ontology annotation, biological process: signal transduction; peptidyl-serine phosphorylation. Bases 164 to 1522 code for a protein of 452 amino acids. Gene Ontology annotation, molecular function: protein serine/threonine kinase activity; ATP binding. The transcript has 14 exons. NCBI's taxonomy places the organism in Eukaryota, Metazoa, Chordata, Lepidosauria, Squamata, Lacertidae. Gene Ontology annotation, cellular component: cytoplasm; nucleus. The record is from RefSeq and is a predicted model, not a curated record.